ACACGCAGGGAUUAAACAAAACGAAAAACAGUGGGAGUGACUUGGAAUUUGUUGUUUUCUUUUGUUUUCUAUUAGCUGUAGCUCAUAGCUUCUGAAUCCAAAUUUUAACUUGAGCAACUCCCGCCUUAGCUAUGUGAGAGUCAUAUUCGAUGGGUAUGAAAUUUCAAACGGGUUUCACCAUGUUGCCUGGGUACCACUAACCCGUUUUCCGUGUUCUUGCACUCGCUUUACAGCUUUUCAGGUCAGAUAGAAAACAUCAGUAUUUUUUCUACGCAUCCGUGCUGCACAGGUGGAACUAGGACUAGUCCGAAGUUCGAAUGCCAACCUCAGGUCAGGUCAUUCCUCGCUGGAGAUAAGCUACACUGCGGCUGUAAACAGGCGGAUGAUGAUGAUAGACUAAAAGGUGCUGUGAAAAAUACUUUUACUUCUGCACCCAGUCCUCUCUCUUCCAUAAUGGGGAGUCAGAGGAACGGCUUCAAUAAAGAGCGCUUCAUUCUGUCCGUGGACGUCGGUACCACAACCAUCCGCUGUCAUGUCUACGACAAAAACGCGACGAUCCGCGGAUCCUGCAGCACACAGGUGGUUCCCUUGUAUCCAGAGGUGGGUUAUGUCGAGUUGGAGCCUGAAGAACUCUGGAAAGGAUUUGUCAAUGUGGUCAAAGGAGCUGUUCAAGAUGCAGGAGUGCAAAUGUGCCAAAUGGAAUCCCUGGGUAUUUCUACGCAACGUGCUACCUUCACAACAUGGGAUAGGAAAACUGGAAUUCCCUUUCACAACUUCAUCACCUGGCAGGACCGAAGGGCCACUGACCUGGUUUUGUCUUGGAACAGAUCCUGCACCAUGACGGCGAUGCACGGCAUUAUGAAGCUGCUGUACUUCUUCACCAGGCAGAAAAGACUACUCGCAGCGAGUAUUAUUGUCUUCAGCACUCAGCAUGUAACGCUACGCCUCUUGUGGGCUCUGACACACUACAAGAAGGUUCGUCAGGCGGUCGAUGAAGGAAACUGCUGCUUCGGAACAAUAGACACCUGGCUUCUGUUCAGACUCACAAAAGGUCAAGUCCAUGCCACGGAUUAUUCUAAUGCCAGUGCAACAGGAAUGUUUGACACCUACCAGAUGUGUUGGAGUGGUUUUUUCGGUUAUAUCUUGUCUCUCCCGCUCUCUAUUUUACCAAAAGUAGAAAACACUUGCCACGACUUUGGCUCCACAGACCCGUCAAUCUUCGGAGUCCCCAUUCCUAUCUUUUCACUGAUGGCGGACCAGCAGGCGGCCAUGUUUGGAGAGUGCUGCUUUGAUGUGGGCGAUAUGAAGAUCACCAUGGGAACAGGCACUUUCAUGAACAUCAACACUGGAAGCAAACCACACACAUCUCUAGCAGGUCUGUAUCCCGUGGUGGGCUGGAAGAUCGGACCAGAGGUGGUCUACCUGGCCGAGGGCAACGCUGCGGACACCGGCACCGCUAUCAAGUGGGCACAGAAAUUAGAUCUCUUCAGGGACGUCCAGGAGACCAGCGCCAUGGCCUACAGCGUCACUGACUCUGAUGGAGUGUGUUUUGUACCGUCCUUCAGUGGCCUGCAGGCACCGCUCAACGAUCCUAAAGCCUGCGCUUCGUUCAUGGGCCUCAAACCCUCAAGCACCAAAUGCCACCUGGUCCGUGCCAUACUGGAGUCCAUCACCUUCAGGAACAAGCAGCUGUACGAGAUCAUGCUGAGAGAAACUCACAUCCCCUUUAAAAAGAUCAGGAUGGACGGAGGAGUUUCUUCCAAUGACUUUGUCAUGCAGUUGACUGCCGACCUGCUCGGCAAAAAGGUCUCCAGGGCGCAGCACCACGAGAUGUCCUGUUUGGGAGCCGCCUUCGUCGCUGGGCUUGGCGUCGGCUUCUGGAAGAGUAAAGAUGAGCUGAAGAAGAUGCAGAGAGACGACAUGGUCUUCGUGCCUCAAACAGCAUCCAAGGAUGGGAUUAACAACCGGAACAGAGAGUACAUCCCUGUCGUUCAGAGCUGGGAGAGGGCGCUGCAGCGGUCUAUGUACUGGUACAACAAGCCCUGACUCUGACAGGGCUGAGCCAAAGUAAACGGAGGGACCAAAAAGUAGUUCAUCUAAUUCGACACACAAACCGACCGACAGGGACUAGGAAAAUAGUAAGAAAAAGAGCAAAGGUCGAUUAAUCCACAGCCAAAACACUUGAAGGACUCGGACUGUUAAACUGGAACCUCUGAUCUGAACCAUUCCAUGACUUCUCAGGGGGAUUAUUUACCUCCACUCUCAGCCACAAGUGCCUUUUCAUUGUACCUCAAACAGUUCGGCUCGAUGUCCACAAGAGGGCACUAACAGGUAGUUUACACGAUAAGGGAAAGACACAGAAACACUACAUGAAUAUGGAAUAUUGGAACGGGAACACUUUUAACAACUAAUCCGAACUAACCUGUGUAGUGUGGCUCUCGGGACGUGUUAACGUUUGCUAACAACGUGGCUUUGAUAUGUACUGUACCCUCCUCAGGCUGACCAUAAAUGAACGCGCGGUCGAAAGAAACGCUCAUUAACAGACGAGCUUUGUUGUUUAUCUGUUCCCUUUGUUAAAGUAAACAGGGCUGGGCUAGGUAAGAACAGCUCGGCCUUCUGUUUAGCAGCAACCAAUGAGCCAAUAUAAACAAAAUGAGACAAAAAAGGCAUGAUUUGUUUCGUCCACUACGUUGUCGCACUAGGUGUUGACUCAGGACCUCGUGUUGACCUGAUGAACUGUGACGACGGCCGUCGACCGCCAGUACAAAUGUGAACAUUACAUUGAAUGUAUUUCUGAUGCGCACACCUGUGUUUUUCUCCUAACACCCGCUCUGUGUCAGUGUACGACGGGCUGAUGCCCCCUCAGAACAAAGUGACCUUUGACCCGUCAUUUCAUCAAGGGCAGAGGUCAGCCUGUGUCGCUGGAAUAAAUCAUUUAUGUACGUUGA
Molecule: messenger RNA, 2948 nt
Organism: Cynoglossus semilaevis (tongue sole)
Lineage: Eukaryota; Metazoa; Chordata; Actinopteri; Pleuronectiformes; Cynoglossidae
Gene: gk5
Product: glycerol kinase 5
Exons: 16
Coding region: 454-2046 (530 amino acids)
Biological process (GO): glycerol-3-phosphate biosynthetic process; glycerol metabolic process; phosphorylation
Cellular component (GO): mitochondrion
Molecular function (GO): kinase activity; phosphotransferase activity, alcohol group as acceptor
Source: RefSeq, a predicted model, not a curated record